Messenger RNA from Syngnathoides biaculeatus (alligator pipefish), 2828 nucleotides. It is a transcript of the gene kcnk1b, whose product is annotated as potassium channel, subfamily K, member 1b. The transcript has 3 exons. Gene Ontology annotation, biological process: stabilization of membrane potential; potassium ion transmembrane transport. Bases 147 to 1148 code for a protein of 333 amino acids. Lineage: Eukaryota; Metazoa; Chordata; Actinopteri; Syngnathiformes; Syngnathidae. The record is from RefSeq and is a predicted model, not a curated record. Gene Ontology annotation, molecular function: potassium ion leak channel activity. Gene Ontology annotation, cellular component: membrane.
AUGUCAUUGAACGUUGCACUCAACAGCAGCAGGUUUUCGCUGAAAGGGAAACGAAUUUGAUAAUGAACAUUUUAUCCGGGCCCCGAGAAACAUCCAAUUCUUGACUUUACAGGUUGUGUGUUGUGUAAGUGCGCCACCGUUUGAAGAUGCUCCAGUCUGUUGCUAGUAGUUCGUGCGUGCGGCUCAUCCAGAGCCACAAAUCGACGUGGUAUUUUGUGAUUCUGCUGCUGGGCUACAUCCUUUAUCUCAUCUUCGGGGCCGUCGUCUUCUCGGCCGUCGAGCUGCCUUACGAGGACGCCCUUCGCCAGAAGCUGACGGCCAUGAAAGCGCAGUUCCUCCGCGACAACGCGUGCAUCACCGAGGAGAGCCUGGAGCGCUUUCUCAGGGAAGCCCUCGAAGCGAGCAAUUACGGCGUCUCCAUCCUCAACAACACCGACGCUAACAGGAACUGGGACUUCACCUCUGCGCUCUUCUUUGCCAGCACCGUACUCUCCACCACGGGUUAUGGCCACACAGCACCACUGUCAGAAGGCGGCAAGGCUUUCUGCAUCGUCUACUCUGUGUUGGGCAUCCCAUUUACCCUCCUCUUCCUCACCGCUGUGGUGCAAAGGAUUAUGGUGUACAGCACAAGGAGGCCCAUCUCGUACAUCCACACACGAUGGGGCCUGUCCAAACCUCUGGUGGCCAUCGUCCACUCCUGUCUUCUGGGUUUGUUGGCCGUCUCUUGCUUCUUCCUCGUCCCCGCGGCCAUCUUCUCAGCAAUAGAGGACAACUGGAACUUCUUGGAGUCUUUCUACUUCUGCUUCAUCUCUCUCAGCACUGUCGGAUUGGGAGAUUAUGUGCCAGGCGAGGCGGCUAACCAGAGGUUCAGGGAGCUCUACAAGCUGGGAAUUACUAUUUACUUGAUCCUGGGUCUGAUCGUGAUGCUGGUGGUCCUGGAGACCUUCUGCGAGCUGCAGCAGCUGAAGCAGCUGAGGAAGAUGUUCUACCUGAAAAAGGAGAAGGCGCAGGACCGCGUGUCCAUCCUGGAGCACGACCACCUGUCCUUCACCCCCGCGCCAGGCAGGGUGCCCAGCGACGACAAGGCCCAUAUGCUAUUUAGCGUUUCAACUCUGUCCUCUCGCAGCGACGAGCUCAUGAUCCAGUAACGUCUGACUGAGACAAUUUCAAGAAAUCCCAAAUCUCUGCUGUAGUUCAAGCUGGUGAGAGCAAAGCUUCUUUGUGAGCUGAGUUAUUUCAAGCAUAUGUUGAAACAUUUUAGAAUUUCAUCUUAAAAUCGUACUGGUAAGCACAACCUCCUCACAGUUCUGAAGACUCGGGUUGAAAUCUGGCCUGGCCUGUGUGGAGUACAUGUUCUCCCCGUGCAUGCAUGGGUUUUCUCUGGUGUCCUGCCACAUCCCCAAAACAUGCGUUGUAGGUUAAGUGAAGACUCUAAAUUGUUCAUAGGUGUGAAUGUGAAUGGAGUGAUUGCUUGUCUUAGUGUGCCCUGCGAUUGGCUGCCCCUCACCCAGAGUUAACUGAGAUAGGCGCCAGCACACCCACGACCUUAGUGAGGAUAAGCGACACGGAAAAUGGAUGGAUGGAUGUUACAAUCAAGGUACAGGUCUGGAGAAAUGAUAAUUCUCUUCAAAAAUUGUAGGUAGUGUUAUUUCUGUGGCCAUCUCUUCAAGGUGUACAUUUCAGGCUCUUCAGAAACAGUUACAGUAUGAUGAUAAUACAGAUUGUUGGUGACAGUUGCUCUUUAAAGGUUUUAUGGCUUCUGCUACUUUAGUUGCAUAGUUAAACAGGGUUCACAAGGCAGUUUAUCAUAGUCAAAAUGCAUAAUUUAACUAAUAUUUUAGUUAUAUCAUGUUAUGUGGCUAAUUGGUUUUAAGAGACUGACAGAAAUUUUAAGAACAGUGGUUCUAUGUCGGUACUUCUUCAUCAUUAAUGAAAAUGUGAAGUUUCCUCAUUGUCCUACAUUUCAUCCAUUUCAUUUCAAUUUUUUAUCCUCUUGACAUAUGUAUUAGAGUGUUCAUGGCUUAUUUAUGUUUUCAGUGUGUGAUUAUACACCGCUCUAAUUGAUUGCCUCGUCUGAUAAAAUGUGUCCAAUGUGCACACAUGGUAUGAGAAAAGGGAUGUGAAGAUUACCUCUGACUGCAGGGAGCUGGGAGCUACAUUUGCACAUUUCCAGGAAGUAGCCAGUUUGAAAUAUCUCAUCUGUAUUGCAAAAGAAGUUGAAGAGGUAAACAAGCGUAACGUUAGUUAGAUUGUAAAUGAAAAGACCCUAACCAAAACCAACCAAUUUUCUAUUACAAAAGACCAAUGUGAUUUUUUUUUAAUUGAUUCCUAGCAGGAAGAAAAUACAAAGGUAAAUAUAUUGAUAUUUAUCAAUAUGUUUUGUCAAUGCUUUUUGCUAUAGCUUAACGUGAUGAUGUGUUUUACGACUUGGCUAUCUUAGUUCCGCUGAGGUCAGUAGGGUCAUGUCGAUAGUAAAGUUUGUAUUUAUUUGAUACAUUUUUGAAAAAAAAAAACAUUUAAUUGUGAACUGUUUUGUUAUGUCUGCUGGGGCGAAUUAGACCUCUAAUGUUGUUUUCGUCAUUGCUGUAAGAUUUUUCAAUGGUCAGUAGAUGCAUUGAGUGAAUAUAUUUGUGAUCAGGUUUACGAAUGUAACUAAUUCACUGAUGCUGACCAAAAAAGAAAAAGAAAGAGGGCAAAUGUGAUAGUUCUAUGCAGAAAACGUGUCAUGUCAUGUCAUGUUCAUGUCGUCUCAUCAUGCGAAUAUGGAAACUGCUUCAGUGUAAGAACAAAUUCAUAAACUGUUUGACAUUUGUGUCAGUGAAAUAAAG